AUGACCGUAGUAAGAAUUGACCAUGACUCUCUCCAGGUUGACAAACAUUUGAUGCACGAAACUCUCAAGGCAUACAUCGACGGAAAGAUCCAUCCGCUGAUAACGAGCCGCGUCUGGCCGCGCAUUCUGGUCUGUGGCCACUAUGCUCGAAGUGCUCCCAAUGUACAUAUUUCACCCACUGAGAAACGAGAAAAACGAUUUAAUUGGCAUCGACCAAUAGCGGUUAUCGUCAACGAUUUGACCCUGGAGAUCAGGUGUUUCCCUGGACGAGACUACGUGCAACAUUACGCCCUCCUCAUCGCAUACCACCUUAACUUGAACUCGAUCAAGGCACCUGCCUCAGUGGUAGAAUAUCUUCUACCUUCUUCAGAAGCUUGUAUGAAUAUUCUCUUGCAGUCAAAUCUGCGAUUCAUGGGCCCUGUCCACACCGUCAUCCUCGGGUAUGUGGAUCAUCUGGCCACCAAUGAGGAUUAUAUCUGGGAAACAGGGACAGACAUCCCGGAUCAGUUAUUCGCAUGGAAACGCUUUCACUUGGCUGAUGGAAGUGUUGUUGCCUUCGUGGGAAGCAUGAUGAGCCUUUGGGGCGAUAUCAUCGGAAAUGCCGUUCGCACAAUGCGAACCCAGAACAACAUAUCCAGUGUUCUUUACGUGGGCAAGGCAGGCUCAUUGCGAACCCAAGAUGUGCCAAAUCAGGUGCUAGUGACUGGUGAAUUGAGUCGCAUGGAUGGCAAACUUCUUUCCUGGGAAAGCCCUCUCAAUCCGAUACUAUCGACAAUGGAAAUCGCACACCUUUGCCAGGGGAUUCAGGUUACGGUGCCAAGCCCCUUGGUCGAAACUGAGGAUUGGUUGGCCAACAACAAGCAAGAUGCAGAUUGGGUGGACUGCGAGGUCGGUUACCUGGCAGAAGCCUGCCAAGACAACAAUAUUCGAUUCGGAAAGGAGGUCCAGCUUAUGAGCUCCGGCAGCUUUGAGCUCUUGAGGAAGGUUAUGGACGACGACGAGGUUCUAAAGCAUAUGCUCCAAAUUGAACUCCAGCAACGCACUAUCCGUGUCGGAGAAGUUCAAGUGAAGGAUGAUUCCGUGGGCCAGAUUGGUGACAAUGUUGAGUUGGCGAGCCAGGCAAGUAACAUCGAAACCAAAGUCGUCGGCGGAUCCGGUCAUGCCAUUUGCAUAUUGCAUGCUUUUGUGACCACCAGCACCGCUUAUACGUGCCUAGAUAUGCCAACAGAGUUUGGAUCUCCCAUCUAUGAAGGACAUCAGUCAGGCUUUGAUUCAUCCGCCGUUGCAAUUCUACGAGCUGCAGGGGCUCUCAUCUUCGGCAAGACCACCACGACAGAGUUCACCGUGACCAACUCGGGACCAAGCACCACUAAUCUUCAUGAUCCCAAUCGCACCCCAGGCGGUUCUUCGUGCGGGUCUGCGGCGGCAGUAGCCGACUACCAAAUCCCGCUCAGCCUUGGAUCACAGACUGGUGGGAGUGUUAUUCGCCCGGCAUCAUUCACUGGAGUGUUCGCUAUGAAGCCAAUCUACAAUGCCAUUUUACUGGAAGGCCAAAAGACCUUCGCACCUACCUUUGACACAUUGGGGUUCUUUGCUCGUAGUGUUGAAGAUCUACAGCUACUUGCCGAUGUUUUUGCCCUCACAGACGACGGGCCCCCAAGAGAUAUCCCGCUGGAAGAUCUAUCCGUUGCUUUGUUGAAGACUCCGAUGUGGCCUCAAGCCGGACCUAGCCCUGUAGCAGCCAUGGAAAAGGCUGCCGCCAUUCUCCAAAACAGGGGCACACAGGUUGCAGAAGUCUCCUUCUCACCUGAGGUCAACGAUCGUGUUGCUCUGGGACGAAUGCAGAAAGUGAUCCUCAACGGCGAAGCCCAUGCGUCUUUUUUCAGGGAGUAUCGGGGGGACAAGGCAAAUCUCGCCGCGGAAAUUCGAGGCCUCGUCGAAAACAACGGCAACUACACCAAAAAGGAGAGGAUGGAAGCCUUUGAUGCCCACGCUAGAAUGCGUGAGACAGUGAGCAAUCUAGCUGGGAACUACUCAGUCAUCCUUGCGCCUAGUGCCGUGGACGAAGCGCCCCUCGGGCUUGGCGAUAUGGGCACUGCAACUUUCAAUACUCUGUAG
Penicillium samsonianum is the source of this 2118-nucleotide messenger RNA. RefSeq lists its product as uncharacterized. The transcript is spliced from 4 exons. Gene Ontology annotation, biological process: nucleoside metabolic process. The record is from RefSeq and is a predicted model, not a curated record. Gene Ontology annotation, molecular function: catalytic activity. NCBI's taxonomy places the organism in Eukaryota, Fungi, Ascomycota, Eurotiomycetes, Eurotiales, Aspergillaceae. The coding region runs from base 1 to 2118 and encodes 705 amino acids.